UCCUUCUUGGCGGUGGAUUUCCUUGUCUACAUGGUUAUAUGUGUGCAUGUAAUGGUUGUACAGGCAUUAAAACUUAUUAAUAAUGCUUGUUGACAGAGUUCUGUUUGGGAUUAAUUGGAUGAUAAGAAAGGAAUACUGACUAGUGAUUACUGAGGUUCUCUUUUUAAGUGCUGUUGGGUUUGAUGGGGGUGGGUUUUGAAUUACCAUCUCAAUUGGGUUUUGCUUGGAUUGCAAAACCAGUAGUUGCUGGCAUCAAGGGCAUUCCAUCAAUUUCUUUUGCAUGGAAACUGGUUUCUGCAGUUGGGUUCUUGCAGUUACAAUGUGUUGUUGGCUACUCCUCCUUUCUAGAGUAUGCUCUGGAGGAAAUUUGAAUGGAGUCGGUAAAGUAAGAGGUGUGAACUUGGGAGGAUGGUUGGUUGUGGAAGGAUGGAUUAAACCUUCUCUGUUCGACGGUAUCCCCAAUGGGGAUAUGCUUGAUGGAACCCAAGUGCAGUUCAAAUCAAUGGCGCUGCAGAAGUAUGUUUCUGCCGAAAAUGGAGGAGGUCAAGCCGUAACUGUAGACAGAGACGUACCUUUAUCUUGGGAAACCUUCAGGUUGUGGAGAGUAUCUGAGACAGAAUUUCAAUUCCGUUCCCUUGGAGGCCAGUUCCUGACAUGUGAUGCUGAAGGGGAUUCUGUAACAGCAACAGCAGAAUCACCGUCCAUGAAAGAAACAUUUUCUGUUGAAAGAAAUAGUGAUAACAGGAUUCACAUUAAACUUAAAAGUGGUACCUAUCUUCAGGAACAUAGAAACAACUUUAUCAAACAGGAAGACUUUAUUUUCCUGUACAGGCAUGGGAUAAAUACAGUGAGGAUACCAGUUGGUUGGUGGAUUGCCCAGGAUCCUAAUCCACCACCACCUUUUAUUGGGGGUUCUCUGGCAGCCCUUGAUAAUGCAUUCUCAUGGGCACAGAUGUAUGACAUAAGGUGCAUUAUUGACCUUCAUGCAGCUCCAGGAUCCCAAAAUGGAAUGGAACAUAGUUCCAGUAGAGAUGGUUCAGUAGACUGGCCGAGAUAUCCAGAUUACAUCUCACAAAGCCUGGAUGUUAUUGAUUUUUUGGCUUCCAGGUAUGCAAACCAUCCUGCCCUGUUGGGGAUUGAACUUUUGAAUGAGCCCUCUGCCUCCAGUGUUCCACUGGAUGUCUUAAUUUCAUACUAUUCAAAAGGGUACCAAAUUGUACGGAAGUACUCGUCGUCCGCUUAUGUGAUUAUUUGCCAGCGAAUCGGCAAUGCAGAUCCAUUGGAGCUAUAUCGAGCCAAUAUUGGAUUCUCAAACAUUGUGGUGGAUUUGCAUUACUAUAACCUCUUUGACCCUUUUUUCAUUAAUAUGAGUGCUGUUGAUAACAUUGACUUCAUAUUCAAGAGUAGGCAAACACAACUUCAGGUCCUGAACAAAGCAAAUGGUCCGCUAGUCUUUAUCGGGGAAUGGGUAAAUGAAUGGAACGUGAUGAGUGGGUCUCAAGUGGACUAUCAAAAUUUUGGAAGGGCCCAGUUGGAGGUUUAUGAUACAGCCUCCUUUGGAUGGGCAUAUUGGACGCUCAAGAAUGACAGAAAACACUGGGAUUUUGAAUGGAACAUCAAAAAAAAGUAUCUCCAAUUAGGUGAUUCAUCAAAGCAGAAAAUUUCAAGUGGUGCUUGGUGGUUUGCAUUGGCAUAUUGGUGUCUUAAUUCUCAUUACAUAUACUGACGGAGCAAACUAAAGUUACUUCAUAUAUACAGAAUAGAAGAGCAAUAUCUUCAGAGGCUUUCUUUGCCUUUCAUGGCUCAUCAUCACACGCAUAUCUGAACUGUGAGUGUUUCAAACAGCAUCUGAGAAAAGAUCAGAGCAUCCACAGAUUAUGAAUACCCUUGUAAAACAUUGAGGCUCAUAUUUGACAUUCUUUUUUGAUACUAUAUAUUCAAAAGAUCACAUUCAGUUUUUGCUUCCAAAAUAA
Telopea speciosissima is the source of this 1973-nucleotide messenger RNA. RefSeq names its product probable glucan 1,3-beta-glucosidase A. The record is from RefSeq and is a predicted model, not a curated record. NCBI's taxonomy places the organism in Eukaryota, Viridiplantae, Streptophyta, Magnoliopsida, Proteales, Proteaceae. The transcript has 9 exons. Gene Ontology annotation, cellular component: actin cytoskeleton; cytoplasm. Gene Ontology annotation, molecular function: hydrolase activity, hydrolyzing O-glycosyl compounds; actin filament binding. Gene Ontology annotation, biological process: cell migration; carbohydrate metabolic process; establishment or maintenance of cell polarity. Bases 281 to 1726 code for a protein of 481 amino acids.